AUGGUAUCUUCGUCGAAAUGUGGAGACGCCAGAAGCGCCUCUUCACUGCGCCGAUUUCUGGUGCCUGUCCUUGUCAUUGGGCUGUUCAUACAGGAAGCCAGAGCUGUCAGUUUAGAGGUCCCUCCAAGGAUCUCGGAAGAUGACCUUUUGCAAAAAUGGGGGCAAUACACCGUGAGAAACCUGCGCCGAAAAGAACCGGAAGACCCCGAAAGGCCGGUUCCUUUGGUUAUUACCAACAAGUGCGAUUCAACCAUCUGGCCUGGCAUCGCAACUCAGUCUGGGAAAGGCCCAGGCGUUGGGGGCUUCGAACUUGCCCAGGGGAAGAGCAAGGAACUUUGGGUAGGAUCAGAGUGGCAAGGCCGUGUCUGGGGGAGGACGAAUUGUACUGUCAAGGGCGAUUCAUGUUCCUGCAAAACGGGUGACUGUUUUGGCAAGUUGGACUGUGAGUUCAGUGGGUCAACGCCAGCAACACUCGCCGAGUUCACCUUGGCUGGCGGCUUACACAAGGAGCAAACUUUCUACGACAUCUCCCUAGUUGACGGCUACAAUCUCCCGAUGGGCCUUGUUUACAUCCCUGCCAAGAACACAACCUUCAUCCCACCAAAUCUCACCAACUGCGCGUGCAUCGCAUCUCCUAGUUGGAUCUAUGCCCACGCUGACACUGGGACCUACUACACCAACUCGUCAUAUCCAGUACCUCUGGAAAACAGGAUCGACAAUGACGACGCACGCCGCUGGUGUCCAUGGAAGUACCUUGCCUUUCCACCCACUAAGCCUGGUGACGGCAUCUACCCUUACCCGGACGAUCAGAUCCAGAGGCCCGAGUUUUCACCUUGCAACAGUGCUUGCGCUGCAUACGGCACUGACAAGGAGUGCUGUGUAGGCAGAUACCACGACCCGGAUAUUUGCAAGCCAUCUGAUUACAGCAAGGCCGCCAAAGCAAUGUGUCCCGAUGCUUACAGCUUUGCUUUUGACGAUCAGAGUUCGACGUUUAUCAUUCCCAAGGGUGGCGGCUGGGAGAUCGUCAUGUGCCCCAAGGGUCGCUCGACUAACAUUCUGCGUCAGUUGGGCGAUGAAAUGAAUGAGCUGGCCGAUUCAGGGGGACUAUCGCAGAUUGCCCAGAAGCGACUCAAGAAUGUCACAUAUAUCAUAUCCGACAAGAGUAUCGCGAAUAAUGUGUUCCCGACAAUGAUUACGGUGGGCUCUGCGACGUUGGCAACUGGGCUGUGGCUACUAUUAUAA
Fusarium keratoplasticum is the source of this 1242-nucleotide messenger RNA. RefSeq lists its product as uncharacterized. The coding region runs from base 1 to 1242 and encodes 413 amino acids. Lineage: Eukaryota; Fungi; Ascomycota; Sordariomycetes; Hypocreales; Nectriaceae. The transcript is spliced from 2 exons. The record is from RefSeq and is a predicted model, not a curated record. Gene Ontology annotation, biological process: defense response. Gene Ontology annotation, cellular component: extracellular region.